AUGGCCAGCCUCAACAACGCUUCGUGGUCCAGCGGCCUCUGCGGCUGCUUCAACGACGUCGGCGGCUGCUGCCUGACGUUCUUCUGCCCGUGCGUCGUCUUCGGGAGGAUCGCCGAGAUCGUCGACAUGGGCGCCACAUCUUGCUGUGCGAGCGGGACGGUGUACGCGGCGCUGGCGUCGGCGACGGGGAUGGGCUGCCUCUACUCGUGCGGGUACCGCUCCAGGCUGCGGGAUCAGUACCGGCUCAAGGAGGCGCCCUGCGGCGACUGCUGCGUCCACUGGUUCUGCGAGGCCUGCGCCCUCUGCCAGGAGUACCGCGAGCUCAAGACCCGCGGCUUCGACAUGGCCCUCGGAUGGCAGGCCAACAUGGAGAAGAUGGGGAAGACCACCGCGCCGCAGACGCACGCGGGGAUGACCCGCUAGAGCAUCCAUGCAGCCACCGGUGAUGCAUCCAUGGUCGUCAAUGUCAACU
Hordeum vulgare subsp. vulgare (domesticated barley) is the source of this 472-nucleotide messenger RNA. Its product is annotated as cell number regulator 2-like. NCBI's taxonomy places the organism in Eukaryota, Viridiplantae, Streptophyta, Magnoliopsida, Poales, Poaceae. The coding region runs from base 1 to 423 and encodes 140 amino acids. The transcript is spliced from 4 exons. The record is from RefSeq and is a predicted model, not a curated record.